CAGUGGAUAAGAUGACCAGAAUAAAACAAACAAAAUCUUUGUGAGAGAUAGCUCAUACAAAGAUAGCUCCUUUAUUCUUCCCAUAUUAUUAUUUAUUACUAUUAAGAUUACGUUUCAUUAAUAUUAAUAUUAGUGUUAAUAUCUGAGAUUUAGUCUUAUCUGACUGACUCGUAGUUGAAAAAAUGGAGUUAAGAUAGGCAUAACUCAAACCCAAAUCUCGCAACUGUUUCACAUACCCGUCUUACUCGCUCAGCCUCUGAAACCAACAAUCUCUCUCUCUCUUCACAAUUAUAUUUCUUGUUCUCUCUCUGCAACAUCAUCUGUUCCACGUUUUUUUUUUCUUUCUUUUGAAUAGAUUCUAUAUAAUUGUGAUAAUUGAUAUGUGCCCAGUAACAUAAUCCUCGACCAUUGUGUGAGAAGGUUAAAAAAACACGUUUUUGGGUUGUGUUGGGCAUAUAAUAAUAAUAGUAAUCGUUAUUUGUGUUGGGGGUAGUCGGCAGUUUCAGAUAAUCAAAUGAAGUCUUCUGAUUUUGUGUCUAUACUUGCUGAUCCACAAAGUAGGAGAUCUUGCUUUUGUAGCCUUGUUCCUGCAACUUCUUUGCUAUGUCUAGUUUUCUUAUUAGGGAAUGCUUUUAUAGCACCAGACUACAAAGAGAAAUUAACAAUAUGGGGAAUGACUGAUACUCUGCAGAAUCUUAAAUUUAACAAAUGCAAGAACCAAUGCAGGCCUAAUGGAAGUGAGGCAUUACCUGAAGGUAUCAUCUCCAAGACUUCUAACUUGGAGAUGCGGCCGUUAUGGGGUUUUCCAAAGAAAAAUGAAAGUGCUAUGGUUAACUUAUUUGCUGUGGCUGUUGGGAUAAAACAAAAGGAUUUGAUCAAUAAAAUGGUUAGAAAGUAUCUAUCCAAUAAUUUUGCUGUAAUGCUUUUCCAUUAUGAUGGUAAAGUUGAUGAAUGGAAGAGUUUUGAAUGGUGUGACCGUGUUCUACAUGUUUCUGCUGUCAAUCAAACAAAAUGGUGGUUUGCCAAGCGUUUCUUACAUCCUGAUAUAGUGGCUGAAUAUAGUUACAUUUUCCUCUGGGAUGAGGACCUUGGAGUAGAAAAUUUCAGUCCUCAACGGUAUGUAUCUAUUGUUCAAACUGAAGGGCUUGAGAUAUCACAGCCUGCACUUGAUCCGGCUAAAUCAGUAGAGCUGCAUCAUCAAAUUACUGCACGGGGGAGGAAAAUAGUGCACAGAAGAAUUUACAAGCAUGGUGAAAGUGGGAAAGGUUGUGAUGGCAGCAGUACAGCUCCUCCAUGCACUGGAUGGAUUGAAAUGAUGGCCCCUGUUUUCUCAAGAGCUGCUUGGCGUUGUGUAUGGUAUAUGAUCCAAAAUGACUUGAUUCAUGCUUGGGGUCUAGAUAUGCAGCUUGGCUACUGUGCACAGGGUAAUAGAAUUAAUAAUGUUGGUGUCGUUGACGCUGAAUACAUAGUUCACUAUGGUCGCCCUACGCUAGGAGGUUGGGGUGGAGAUGGAAAUAAGACAAGUUCUUCAGCAAAAGACCAGACUUUGAAAACAAAAAAUAUUUCGACCACAGAGAAGGCUCCAUCUCAUUCUCAUUCACAUUUUAAGGGUCCCAGAGUGGAUGUGAGGAGGCAAUCAUACAUAGAAUUGGAUAUUUUCAAGAAAAGAUGGCAAAAGGCUGUUCAAGAGGAUAAAUGUUGGGUUGAUCCUUACAAAUGAACACAGAGGAGAAAUCUCAUACAUUCUAAAUUUUCUUGCCACUUUACUGCAAAAUAUUGCAGAUAAAGAGGUAUGAGCACAAGGUAUCGAUGAUGGUUAAUGCUUAUAGGAGUACACAACUUUUUUUUAUUCUUCUUUUUUUUUAUAGGUAAAAUUAAUGUAAAUGUUUCAUUUUCAUAUUUUCUUACGUAAAUAGUAUAUAGAUAGAUGUUUGAGCAAGAAAAGUAAGAAAUUAAUUGUCUUUAAAGAAAAAAUAAAUAUUUUACUUGUUGAAUUUCAAAGUAAAGAUUUCACAAUAAAGUUUCAUAAAAUGAUCUAGUUAAGCCUUUA
Humulus lupulus (European hop) is the source of this 2050-nucleotide messenger RNA. RefSeq lists its product as uncharacterized. Bases 515 to 1720 code for a protein of 401 amino acids. The transcript is spliced from 15 exons. Lineage: Eukaryota; Viridiplantae; Streptophyta; Magnoliopsida; Rosales; Cannabaceae. The record is from RefSeq and is a predicted model, not a curated record.